Molecule: messenger RNA, 2366 nt
Organism: Musca vetustissima
Lineage: Eukaryota; Metazoa; Arthropoda; Insecta; Diptera; Muscidae
Product: myogenesis-regulating glycosidase
Exons: 5
Coding region: 145-2328 (727 amino acids)
Biological process (GO): carbohydrate metabolic process
Molecular function (GO): hydrolase activity, hydrolyzing O-glycosyl compounds
Source: RefSeq, a predicted model, not a curated record
GUCCCCACCAUACAAAUUGAAAAGCCUGACGACGACGAGAGCGAUGAUGAAUUGGAAAUUCAUGGAAAGAGAAGAGAUCGUUUCCGUACGCGCCGUCGAGCUUCCAUUGCCCCAUUGCCAGCCCUGCGCUUAAACGACAAAGAAAUGUUGGCCAGUGAUUUUGAUGCGUACAGUGUGGCCAGUAAUCAGGCCUCAAUUACCAGUGUAAAUUCUCUGGCCAGUUUGCUAAGAGAGAAAAUGCAGGCCUUCCCGCAAAUGAUACGAAAAAAGAAACGAGAAACAAAAGAUUAUAAAAUAAAAAUCUUUGUGAUUAUUAUGUUCUUUAUGGUUAUAUUUUUGGUCGGCUUUGCCUAUGUUGGCUACCAUCAGAAACUAAUGACCCAUUCAUAUUUUGAAAAAAUCAAAUUCAAUAGCAAUGAUCGAGUAUUGAGAAUUCUAAGUCACGACGAACAAGAAGUCAUCUCCGGUCUAUUGGGUAAAACAAUCGGUAUGGAUACGAAACCCUAUCACUGUUUAGAGGACCAUCGAAAACAGGAUGGUAGCAUCUGCAUCGAAUGGAAUGGUAUAGCCCGACUGUAUAUGAAUUUUCAAGAUAUGGAUGUAUUUCGUUGCUAUACCAUUAAUUGGCAAGCAUUGAGUCCGCGGAAUUAUCCCACCGAUUGUUAUGAAUUGAAGCGUAAUAAUGGUCUAUGGUUUGGUGGCGGCAUGACCAAAUCUAAGGAGUGGUCACUGAGUAAUGAUCAUUUUGAUUUUGCUCCCUUCUCAAGUGGUGAUCUGAAAGUGCAUCAAUUCGGUAAUGGUGUUAAGAGAUAUUUCAUCAAUUCCAUUGGUGUGGCGAUACAGGUCAAUGAUAAGACUCCACUGCAGGUGUCGGUGAAUCAGACAACAAAUGAAUUUUGUUUGAGGGCUCAAAAUGAUGAUUUUACUUUUGUAAAUCAUCUGACGGAGUUGCCGCAAUUGGAUUAUAAAAUCUGCACUACGGAAGAUAUGAGGAGUCUGCAUAUGCUAAUGACACAGAAAAGUCUGUGGGAUGGCCUCAAGGAAGCCGAUAUGGAGGUAAUUUAUUCGCUCAUACAAGAACCAGUUUGGCGUACACCACAUGGCGAGGAUAUGGCCUCGUUGAAUGAAACAACAAUUUACAAUUAUUCCGAAGAUCUUAUUGCUAUGGGUCUGCCAUUGGGGCAUAUAUUGAUCAAUGAAUUUUGGCAGGCAAAUAUGGGCGACUUCACUGUGGAUCAAAAUCGUUUCCCCACGUUAAAUAAGACCAUUGAUCUAUUACAUCGUCGUGGUUUCAAAAUUGUCUUUACCAUACAGCCGUUCAUCUCAACGGAUAGUGAAAACUUCAAGGAGGCUGUACGCAAGAAGUUGUUGAUCUAUGAACGUCAUUCGGAACGUAGCAUUCCUGCCUUGACUCGAUACAAGAGCUCUUCCAGUGCUGGUGUCCUGGAUAUCACCAAUAAUGCAUCGGUCUAUUGGCUUAAAGAAAAAUUGGAACGCCUCAAAGCGGAAUAUAAAGUAAAUAGUUUCUAUUUGGAUUUAGGUACGGGUUACAACCUCCCCCACUACUAUCAAUGUCGACAAACCCUGGACAACCCGGAUAUGUAUGCCAAACUAUUCACCGAAAGUCUAGAAUCGGUGGGUUUCAUUGGUGUCUCCACGGCAAGUACAGUACCCAAGCCGCCAGCCUUCCUCAGUACACCACCCAUUAAUUCGUCAUGGGAAGGUUUGAAGGAGGUAAUGUCCACGGUAUUAAACUAUGGUGUCAUUGGUUAUCCAUUUGUCCUACCCGGAGCUGUGGGCGGAGAUUAUUCAUUGAAUAAGACGCUAACAAAAAUGAUUUCAUUUUAUUCAUUGGGUGAACCACCAUUACCGGAUGAAGAGUUAUAUGUCCGUUGGUUACAACUGAUGACCUUUAUGCCUGCCAUGCAAUUUAGUCAAUUGCCCACCUAUUAUCAAGGAGAUUAUGUUAAAAAUUUGGCCAAAGAUUUGGCAUUGAUUCGUCAGCAAAAUGUCAUUCCAGUUCUACGGAAAUGCCUAAGUGAAUCGAUGAAUGAGGGGUUGCCUUUGGUACGACCCCUAUGGAUGUUAGAUCCCCACGAUCCCGCGUGUUUGAGUAUAUCCGAUGAAUUUUCAUUGGGUGAAAUGUUAAUUGUCGCUCCGAUUUUGGAACCCAAUGUGGAGGAAAGAGAAGUAUACCUCCCACAAGGUGUUUGGAAAGAUGGCAUCGAUGGUUCAUUGCGCAAAGGCAGCCGUUGGAUACACAAUUACAAAGUCCCCAAGGAUAAAGUGGCAUUUUUCACAAAAAUGCCAGACAAUACUAGAUUCUAAAAUACUUACCUUUAAAAUUAGUUAAGAUUGUGAUAGAU